AUGCUUCCAAACAAGGUUUUAGAAUUGCUACGGGAGAACCGGCUGGCGCAUUUGGGUACGUGCAAAGACAAUGUGCCCUCGGUUUCGUUGAUGAACUUUGCCUUGAUUGAGGCGGAUCAGCGGUUUGGGUCCGCAGAUGGGCCAGUGGUAGUUGUUGCCACACCAGAGAACACCCAGAAAUACGUGAACAUUCUCGCCAACCCUAAGGUAUCCUUGCUAUUCCACAAUUCAUUGAGGGACGAGCAUCCCCGCAAGUCGCUCUCCGAGUACCUCCAGAGCCUCAAUCACUGCGAACUCACCAAGCGCAGCGUGACUCUGCAGGGAUAUGCUCGGGUAGCUGAGGACGAGGAAGCCGAGUACUACCGGGACGUUUUGCUCACUCGUGAACCCGAGUCGAAACCUUUCGUUCAAGGUGCCAAGAUUAUUGUUAUUGAGCUCGCUGGCGGUGCCACUCUUGCCGAUGCCCUCAACCACGUCGAACAGUUUUAA
Molecule: messenger RNA, 489 nt
Organism: Wickerhamiella sorbophila
Lineage: Eukaryota; Fungi; Ascomycota; Dipodascomycetes; Dipodascales; Trichomonascaceae
Product: Pyridoxamine 5'-phosphate oxidase
Exons: 1
Coding region: 1-489 (162 amino acids)
Cellular component (GO): nucleus; cytoplasm
Source: RefSeq, a predicted model, not a curated record